AUGUCACUCAUCUGUUCUCUUUCGAACGAAGUACCUGAACAGCCAGUUCUUUCACCUGUCUCUGGUUGUAUUUAUGAAAAACGCUUGAUUAUUAAGUAUCUACGAGAAUCACCCAAUGAUCCAAUCACUGGCCAACCAUUGACAGAAGAACAGCUCAUCGAAGUGAAAGUUACACCACUUGGCAAGCCCAAACCACCAUCAGCAACUAGUAUUCCAGCUAUUCUUAAAAUGCUACAAGAUGAAUGGGAUGCUUGUAUGUUACAUAGUUUCACACUUCGCCAACAAUUACAAACAGCUCGACAAGAACUUUCACAUGUUAUGUAUCAGCAUGAUGCUGCGUGCCGUGUCAUCGCACGUCUCAACAAAGAAGUUACAGCAGCACGUGAAGCUUUAGCUACAUUGAAACCACAAGCAGGCAUUUCACAACCGACUGCGGCGCAAUAUACCAAUGACCAGUCAACACCGACAACUCAUCAUGGAGGCGGUGAUGCUUCACAAGCGGGAGCAAAUGCUUCCGAAGGCAUGACCGAAGAAAUAAUUCAGAAAUUACAAGACAAAGCAUCAGUUUUGACACAAUUACGUAAACAACGUGGCAAACAUGUUCCUGAAGGUUUAACUACGGUCGACGAAAUGAAAAGCUUUCGUUGUUCUGCCACACAUACAGCUUUACACAGUGCCAGCAAUCCCGGUAUCCUAGCACUGGAUAUUUCAUCGAAAAACUCCAGUAUUGUAAUUACUGGUGGAAAUGAUCGUCAAGCUGUAGUAUUCAAUCGAGAUAGCGAACAAGUGGUAGCAACAUUGAAAGGUCACCAAAAAAAAGUUACACAUGUUAUUCACCAUUUCGAAGAAGAUAUUGCUGUCACAGCGAGCGCAGAUUCAAGUAUUCGUGUUUGGCAUAUACCAUCAGCUCAGUGCUUGAAAGUUCUCAAAGCUCACGAUAGCGCUAUAACUGGUCUUUCACUUCAUCCAACUGGUGAUUAUGUUCUCUCGAGCGCAACUGAUAAUUACUGGGCACUGUCAGAUUUACGCACGGGAAAAUUAAUUACCAAAGUUCAAGAUUCAACAUCACAACGAGGAUUAACUUGUGCACAAUUUCAUCCUGAUGGUAUUAUCUUUGGUGUGGGAACACAGGAUAGUGUGAUUAAAAUUUGGGACUUGAAAGAGUGCAAUAAUGUUGCUGAUUUUCCAGGCCAUGCUGGCAGUAUAAAUACAAUUGCCUUUUCAGAAAAUGGUUAUUAUUUGGCAACAGCAGCUGAAGAUGCAUCGAUCAAAUUAUGGGAUUUACGUAAAUUAAGAAACUUCAAAACCAUUACACUUGAAGACCGCUAUGAAAUUCGCGAUCUUGUCUUUGAUCAAAGUGGAAUGUAUCUCGGUGUCGCCGGUACUGAUGUUCGAGUAUAUCAAGCCAAACAAUGGGAUUUACUCAAAGUCUUCAAUGAUCAUACAGCAGUAGCAACUGGCAUUCGAUUUGGUUCUAAUGCGAAGUAUAUCGCUAGUUCAAGCAUCGAUCGUUCAUUGAAAUUUUACGAACGAUUGUCUCAAGAAUAG
Molecule: messenger RNA, 1548 nt
Organism: Adineta ricciae
Lineage: Eukaryota; Metazoa; Rotifera; Eurotatoria; Adinetida; Adinetidae
Source: the annotation of a GenBank genome assembly